This is a messenger RNA of Aspergillus clavatus NRRL 1, 858 nucleotides long. RefSeq names its product diphthine synthase (gene dph5). Lineage: Eukaryota; Fungi; Ascomycota; Eurotiomycetes; Eurotiales; Aspergillaceae. The coding region runs from base 1 to 858 and encodes 285 amino acids. Gene Ontology annotation, molecular function: diphthine synthase activity. The record is from RefSeq and is a predicted model, not a curated record. The transcript is spliced from 3 exons. Gene Ontology annotation, biological process: protein histidyl modification to diphthamide.
AUGUUGUACCUCGUGGGUCUUGGGCUUGCUGAUGAGACUGACAUUACUGUCAGAGGCUUGGAGGUUGUCAAGAGGGCCGAGCGUGUCUACCUCGAGGCCUACACGAGCAUUCUCCUUGUGAGCAAAGAGAAGCUAGAAGCGUUCUAUGGGCGUCCUGUCAUUGAAGCGGACAGAGAGUUGGUUGAGACUGGCAGUGAUGACAUUCUGGCUGGAGCCGAUAAGACAGAUAUCGCAUUCCUCGUAGUGGGCGAUCCAUUUGGUGCUACGACACAUACGGACCUUGUCCUCCGUGCCCGCGAGAUGGGAAUCGAAUCCAAGGUCAUCCCGAAUGCCUCAAUUAUGUCCGGAAUCGGAUGCACAGGCCUGCAACUCUACAACUUCGGUCAAACCGUGAGCAUGGUCUUCUUCACAGAAACCUGGAAACCAUCAUCCUACUAUGACCGCGUCAAGGAAAAUGUACAGCUGGGACUUCACACACUGGUGCUCUUGGAUAUCAAGGUUAAGGAGCAAUCGUUGGAGAAUAUGGCCAGAGGACGCAGGGUCUUUGAGCCUCCCAGAUAUAUGACGGUCGCCCAAUGCGCGAGUCAGAUGUUGGAGACCGAGGAAGAACGAAAGGAGGGCGUCUUUGGACCCGACAGCCUUGCGAUCGGAGCUGCCAGAGUUGGAGCCCCUGACCAGAAAUUGGUUGCAGGUACACUCAAGGAAUUGUCCGAGGUAGAUAUGGGUCAGCCAUUGCACAGUUUGGUGCUGCUUGGUAGAAGGGCGCAUGAUCUGGAAAGGGACUAUAUCAGGGAGUUUGCUGUGGAUAAAGCGACUUUCGAUGCCAGUUGGCAGAAGGGAUAUGGAGCGACCUCAUGA